Messenger RNA from Zychaea mexicana, 1661 nucleotides. RefSeq names its product major facilitator superfamily domain-containing protein. Lineage: Eukaryota; Fungi; Mucoromycota; Mucoromycetes; Mucorales; Lichtheimiaceae. Gene Ontology annotation, biological process: transmembrane transport. Bases 1 to 1491 code for a protein of 496 amino acids. The record is from RefSeq and is a predicted model, not a curated record. Gene Ontology annotation, molecular function: transmembrane transporter activity. The transcript has 5 exons. Gene Ontology annotation, cellular component: membrane.
AUGACGGAGAAGGUCAUCGUUGAACACAAAGGUGAUGAGACAUCGUCAAGUUCAAUUGAAGACUCCCUUCGUGAAUUGCCCACUUCCUUGGAUGAAAUUGAUCCCAAGAUUGAGGCAAGCAUUCGACGAAAAUGCGAUAAACGAAUCCUUACAUCAGUCACACUUUUGUAUCUCUUCGCGUUCAUUGACAGAACAAACAUUGGAAAUGCUAAAAUUCUUGGCAUGCAAGAAGAUCUUGAUUUGGAGCGAGAUAAUCGAAUGAGUAUAUGUUUGACUGCCUUCUUUAUCACAUACAUUCUUUUUGAAGUUCCUGGCAAUAUUCUUGUCAAAAAGCUGGGUCCAAAGAUUGCCCUUCCUGCUAUUUCCUUCGCUUUCGGCCUGGUGACCAUGUGCAUUGGCUUCUGCUAUAAUUUUGGUGGUCUCUUUGCCGGUCGUUUCUUCCUUGGUAUUGCUGAAGCUGCCAUCAUGCCUGGUAUUUCGUAUACCCUCGGUACUUUUUACCGUCGUCACGAACUGAUUACCCGUGUUGGUAUCUACGCCUCAUGCGCCAGUUUGGCUGGUGCUUUCGGUGGUCUGCUCGCUAUUGGUUUCUCCUAUAUUCCACCAUGGGGUAUUAUGCACACAUGGCGUAAUAUUUUCUUCUUUGAGGGCAUUCUCACAAUGAUUGCUGCAGUAAUUGCAUACUUUAUGCUCGCCAAAAAUCCCGAAACUGCCUCGUUCCUGACUGAGGAAGAGCGUAGAAUUGGCCAGCUCCGAAUUCAGCUCGAGUCUAUGACCAGAAAACAUGAAGAUCUCAAGAUGGCUCACUUUAAGAACGGCAUCUUGAACUGGAACACCAUAUUCCUUUCACUCGGUCUUUUCUCCUCGCUCUUGUGCAUGAACUCGAUUGCCGUCUUCAUGCCUUCGCUUCUCUCCGAAAUGGGUUGGGGCACUGUCGAAACUCAAUUGUUGACUGUACCUCCCUAUGCUCUUGGCUGUAUAAUCUGCAUCAGUUCCUCUAUCUUGUCUGAUCGCUUCAAGACGCGAGGUAUCUUUUUGUACGGUAUGGCAGCACCUUUUAUGACGAUUGGUUUUGCUGUUCUCAUCGCUUUGCCUGACCAUAUGGGACCACGCUACAUGGCUAUUUUCUUUGCCACGGCCGGUGCUUUUACUGGCAGUCCCAUGUUCGUCGGCUGGCUCGUCGAUAACACUGCUGGUCCAAUGACUCGUGCGAUUGCUAGUGCCUUCUCCAUCAGUGCUGGUUCCAUUGGUGCUUUGAUCUCCACUUGGACGUAUCUUCCGGAGCAGGCUCCGGACUACCUUGCUGGAAAUAUCAUUAACUUAGUUUGUGCCAUUCUCGUCUUUGUCGGUGCCGGACUUGGUACUUUCUACAUGAAUUGGGAGAAUGUGCAAAGAGAAAAAGGCAACCGUGACCAUAUAAUCGAUGGUCUUACUCAAGAACAGAUUGAGGACCUUGGCCACAAGCAUCCCAGCUUCCGCUUCACUCCUUAAGAACUUUGUUCUACUAUCCUUUUUAUUCAGUUUUUUCUUGGUUUAAUCGAGUAUAUAUAUUUAUCUCAAUGUCUAAUCCGUUUUGUACACAGCUGUCUCCUCCCUCUACUCCUCAUCUCCACCUAAUGUAUAUUGAUCCCCUUUUACCGUCUUCUAUUAAUAUAAAUACC